AUGAGUACUACUCCUACAUCAUCUAGACCCCGUCGUCUGUCAAUGCCUAAAUUGACUCGUCGUCUAACCAACGUUGUCAUUCAUGUUGAUAACAAUGAUAAUGUUGAGCCCGUCACACCCGCAAGCGUCCCAUCUCGUCCUUCCAAGCGUGAACAGUUGGGUGAGAAGGCUAUAGAGACCUGGAAGAAACACAUGACACCCGAGAAGAACGAUACUGAUGCCAUUGAACAAGAUAUCGUGCACCACACCAUCACCACUCUCUGUCGCGGCGUGUACAACAUCGACAAGCUGGCCAUGUAUCAAGCCACUGCUCACUCUGUUCGCGAUCGUCUCUUGGAAGACUGGAACCUCACUCAAGAAGCGUUGCACAGGGAAAAUCCCAAGCGUUGUUACUAUAUGUCUAUGGAGUUCUUGAUUGGUCGUGCUCUUGAUAAUGCUUUAAAUUGUCUCAAGGUAAAGAAGAACUACAGGGAGAGCGUGGAUAACCUUGGUUUCAAUCUGGAGGAUCUCCUGGUGGAGGAGAAGGAUGCUGCUCUUGGUAACGGUGGUCUCGGUCGUCUUGCGGCCUGUUACAUGGAUUCUGCUGCUACUUUGGAUUACCCUACUUGGGGCUAUGGUCUUCGUUAUCAAUAUGGUAUUUUCAAGCAAAUCAUCAAGGAUGGCUAUCAAAAUGAGAUGCCCGAUUACUGGCUCAACUUCGAUAACCCUUGGGAGUUCCCUCGUGCUGAUAUUCGUUAUGAAGUUCGCUUCCAUGGUUAUGUUGCUACCAAAAUGAAUGAGAAGGGUGAGUCCCGCAUGUCCUGGGAGGGCGGCGACAAGGUGCAAGCUAUGGCUUAUGAUGUUCCUAUUCCCGGCUUUGAUACCAAGGGCUGUGGUAACAUUCGUCUCUGGUCUUCAAAGCCUCUCAAUACCUUUGAUUUUGACUCUUUCAAUGCUGGUGAUUACGAUAGAUCUGUUUCUGAACAAACUAAUGCUCAAAACUUGACUUCUGUCCUUUAUCCCAACGAUAAUCAUUUGGUCGGUAAGGAACUUCGUCUCAAGCAAGAGUAUUUCUUUGUCAGUGCCUCCCUUCAAGAUAUUAUUCAUCGAUUCAAGCGCGCCAAGUGUCCCUGGAAGGAUUUCCCUGACAAGGUUGCUGUCCAAAUGAACGAUACUCAUCCUACUUUGGCUGUUCCUGAAUUACAACGUAUCUUGGUCGAUGUUGAAGGUUUGGAAUGGGAUGAUGCCUGGGAUAUUGUUACCCGUACCUUUGCUUUCACCAAUCACACCGUUUUGCCUGAAGCUCUUGAAUGUUGGUCUGUCCCUAUGAUGGAGAAGAUCUUGCCUCGCCAUAUGCAAAUCAUCUAUGACAUCAACCUCUUCUUCUUGCAGAAGGUGGAGAGAGAUUUCUCUGCUGAUCGCGAAUUGUUGAAGCGUAUCUCAAUCAUUGAGGAAACUUCUCCUCAACAAGUACGUAUGGCUUACUUGGCUGUUGUGGGAUCUCAUACUGUCAAUGGUGUUGCUGCUCUCCACUCUGAUCUUAUUAGAAAGAAUCUCUUCAACGACUUUGUCAAGUACUAUGGUCCUGAAAAGUUCAUCAAUAUUACUAACGGUAUUACUCCUCGUCGUUGGUUGUAUCAAUCUAAUCCUGGACUCCGCGAUUUGAUUACCAAGGCUCUCGGUUCUGAGGAAUGGGCUACUCAUUUGGAUCAACUCGAAGGUUUGAAAAAGUACGCUGAAAAUGCCUCCUUCCAAGAGGCCUGGGCUGAUGUUAAGCUGCAAAACAAGAAGCGUUUGGCCAACUGGAUCAAGACCAACAUGAACAUUACUGUCAACCCUCAUGCUCUCUUUGAUAUUCAAGUCAAGCGUAUUCACGAGUACAAGCGUCAAUACAUGAACAUCUUGAGUGUCAUUUAUCGCUACAAGAGCCUCAAGAAGAUGGCGCCUGAAGACCUCGAGCAACAAGUGCCUCGUGUUGUUAUCUUUGGUGGUAAGGCUGCUCCUGGUUACUACAUUGCCAAGCUUGUCAUCAAGUUGAUCAACAGUGCUGCUGAAGUGAUCAACAACGAUUCUAGCAUCAAGGACAUGCUCAAGGUUGUCUUUAUUCCUGAUUACAAUGUCUCUCUUGCUGAAAUCAUCAUUCCUGCUUCUGAAAUCUCUCAACAUAUUUCUACUGCUGGUACUGAGGCUUCUGGAACUUCCAACAUGAAGUUUGUUCUCAAUGGUGGCUUGAUUUUGGGUACAGUGGAUGGUGCUAAUAUCGAAAUUGGUGAACAGAUUGGUGCUGAAAACAUCUUUAUGUUUGGCGUCCUUGCUGAUGCUGUUGAUGAUAUCCGUCAUAACCAAAAAUACCAUGGUCUCUUUAUCGAUGCUAGCCUUCAAGUUGUCAUUGAUGCUAUCCAAGGUGGUGAAUUUGGUGACCCCUCCAUUUUCGGUCCUCUUAUUAAUACUUUGACAUAUGGUGGCGAUUACUAUCUUAUUUCUACUGACUUCAAGUCUUAUCUUCAAAAGCAUACCGAAGUCGAUGACACUUACAGAGAUAAGGCUACUUGGAACAAGAAAUCCAUCAUGUGUACCGCUGGUAUGGGCUUCUUCUCAUCUGACAGAGCUGUUCGUACCUACGCUGAAAAGAUCUGGAAGCUCAAGCCUUUCAAGGUUGAAGCUUAG
Molecule: messenger RNA, 2646 nt
Organism: Mucor velutinosus
Lineage: Eukaryota; Fungi; Mucoromycota; Mucoromycetes; Mucorales; Mucoraceae
Exons: 1
Coding region: 1-2646 (881 amino acids)
Biological process (GO): glycogen catabolic process
Cellular component (GO): cytoplasm
Molecular function (GO): pyridoxal phosphate binding; glycogen phosphorylase activity
Source: RefSeq, a predicted model, not a curated record